AUUAUCAACGGCAACGAAUUAUGGCAUUGCAAGCACGACAAAGCCUAAAGAUUAAAAUUUCUGUCAUUUUUCACAUCUUCUGUUCUUAAAUAUAAUCCGUUUUCAUAGAAACGUAAAAUUAAAUCAAUCAAACUGCUGCGUGAUUCGUUGAAAUAUUAGAGAUUAAAUGAGGGAUUAAUUUCAACAAAGGAGGUUUUAUUUCGGCUUAGAUUUGUCUGCUUCGGUUUGCGGCUGUCUUUUCAAGCUCUUUGGGAUUCGUAAACUCGAAAUUAAACUUAAAAUGGAUGAACAAAAUAGUGGAUUUAUUAUAUGUGAUGUUAGUUUCAAUGGACAUCUUAUUGCUGAUGUUAAACUGCCUCGUGCGUGUAGCAUGGGAAACAUUGUUCAAGGUCUAUGGCUUGACGACAACUUUCGCAAAACUGGCUUGGAGUAUUUGAAAGCGAAAGAUGAAGCGCUGAAAAACGGGGAAGAAGAUGCAGCAACAAGUGGCAAAAGUUUUGGUGGAAUUGAUCGCUCAAUAUUGCGAGCUUACGUUGCCAUCCGCAUAAUGCCCGUUUGGAAAUGGCUGGAAUUCAAAGAUUUCAUCGUUGAUUUUGAGAACCAGAAGGAUUGUUACACUGUUGGUGAUGUCUUGGGCACUCUCUGCACUGGUUUGCACAAACCUGUCAUUAGAAUUGUGCCAAAGAAUGACAAUGAGACUGAAGAGGUGCGGAACAUGGUGAAAGAGCUUUUGAAGACCAGGACAUUAACUUCCUUGACCACAUCUGACUGUCCUUUAUCAGCUGGCAUGCUGAUGUUGAUAGCCCAAGGUCGAUACACAACUAACAUUGGACGCGAUAAAUGUCAGGCAUUCUUAAACUGGGUAAGGCACCAGGACCUCAAGAGCAUCAACAUUACAAGUAAUGUUGUACAAAAGCCCACUGUCGCAGUACAAACACCGCCUGCUAAUUCCCAAAGUACAAACAAAGAGAUGGUGAAACAAUUAAAGCCCAGGAUUACGUUCUCGCAACACGAGAUUGACAAUUUGAAUGAUUGGUUUAGCGAAGAGGAGAGACCUAGCAAAGAAAUCAUGCUUGAAUAUACCGAGAUUCUCAACAUUCCAAGGAGAGCUGCAUCCAUGAGAUUACUCACACCAGAGAGCAUCUUUUUUUGGUUUAAAAACAGGCGUGCCAAGAAGAAACGCCAAGAAUUGAGCUUGAUUCAAUCUUGGGAAGAAAAGAAUGUGCCAAUGGGUCAGGUGGCUGAUGUUGCCAUGACAACUGAAAAUGGCAACUUAUCUGUUACCAUGGCAAAUUCUGAAGACGAAGGAGAGGAGCAGAAUCGCAUUGCAAGAAUCUUGACACAACAAAAUAUGAUGAAAUUGCAACUCAUCACUGAGUCAUCAGGAAAGACAAGGAAAAUGACAAAACCUCGUGUUACCUUUGAUCCUCAGACUGAACUGACAAUGCUCCAGCAAUGGUUUGAGCAAAAUGAACGUCCCAAUAAAGAUAUCAUGAUGGAGUAUACAAAUAUCUUGAAUGAGGCCAGAGCAAUGAACAAUAAACAGGAUUUGAGCUAUGACAGUAUUGCCAUGUGGUUCAAGAAUCGUAGAGCAAAAAAAAGACGAAUUGAAGAAGGUGGUUUGGUGCAUAUCAGUGAGAGCCAAGAGCAUAAUUUAGCCAUGCAAGAAGACAAAAAAGAAAAUAAUGGAAGUCUUGACGAAGUAACAGAUGUGAGCACAACUGAAGUAAAAAAUUCCACAUUGCCAAUUGUUGCUAAAGAUGAUCAAAAUGGUGAUAAAGAAACACUUGUAAACAAUGACAAUGGUGAAAGAAAUGUGUAUAAUGCUGGACUUGUUGCCAUAGAAGAUGCAACAAUGUAGUUAUCAUUGUGUCAUGAACACUUUUUAAUUAAGAUAUCACAUUAUCUAUAUAUAUUGCAUAUGUAAAUACGAAGAUGAAAUAAAUGUCAUGAUUAUGUCUGA
Xenia sp. Carnegie-2017 is the source of this 1963-nucleotide messenger RNA. RefSeq lists its product as uncharacterized. The record is from RefSeq and is a predicted model, not a curated record. The transcript has 4 exons. Gene Ontology annotation, molecular function: RNA polymerase II cis-regulatory region sequence-specific DNA binding; DNA-binding transcription factor activity, RNA polymerase II-specific. The coding region runs from base 281 to 1861 and encodes 526 amino acids. Gene Ontology annotation, biological process: regulation of transcription by RNA polymerase II; chromatin remodeling. Lineage: Eukaryota; Metazoa; Cnidaria; Anthozoa; Malacalcyonacea; Xeniidae.